Prorocentrum cordatum is the source of this 4275-nucleotide messenger RNA. The record is from the annotation of a GenBank genome assembly. NCBI's taxonomy places the organism in Eukaryota, Dinophyceae, Prorocentrales, Prorocentraceae.
AUGCAGGCUUUGGGCAUGCAGUCGAGCAGGAAGACGUCUCUCUGCAGUGCUUCGGCCAAGAAUGCAAGCACUCUAGCUGCGGCACCAAGCUCGGAGACAGCAGCGGAGACGGUGAACCCUCCCCCGACCGAGUCGGCCUGGCAGCAGCUACAGUCCGCGCAGGGUCAGCACGCGCACAAGCAGGACGUUUUCCACCAAGCGCUGUUGGAAGCUGAGAAGGCGCUCGAGGCGGCCAAGUACCGCUACUACUCCGACCAGACGGCGGCUCAGGCCCCCCCGUGGUGCGGAGAAGACGCGGGGCAGUUUGUGCUCGCCUUCGGGCGCGCCGCGGAGUUGCAGGGCGACCUCGGCGAGUGCGAGGACGCCCCCACCAAGGCGAGCGAGGCCGCCGCGGCGGGGGCGGCCAAGAGGUACCACGAGACGGACACCAGGCUGCGCUCGCAGGCGGCGGCACACAACAAGGUGCUGCUGGAGCUCGCGGUGAAGGAGGGGCCCGACCGCGACAGGGCGCCUGCCUCGCCCGAGGAAAUCCAGCGCCGCAGGGAGGAGCCUGGCGUGCUCCGCGAGCGCACGGCCAAGGAACGCCGCCAGGGCGCGAGUGUUGCUGCCGGGGAUGGCGACGCCUUCUGGGAGCACCACGGGUUGAUCAAUGAUGAGUUCUACGCGGACAGCUGCGACGGCAACGCAGGGUUGUGCGAGAUGCACGUCGCCGAGGCGGGGCUGCCGAAGGUGACCAGCGACUUGACCUUGGCCACGGACAACGGCUCUGGGGGCACCAGCGGGGGCGAGACGAUGGCGGCCAAGCGGGGGUUCGCCACGACCAGCUUCGACCGCGUCAGGCAGGCCAAGCUGGCGGCCCCGGCGGCCUUGCCGACGGCGGUCGACGACCCGCGGGCAGUGGCGGCCGACAAGCACGUCCACUGCGGGCUGCACAUCGAGAUGAAGGGCGCGAAGGAUCAGCGGUCGCGGCGGCCCGAGGCGGAGGCCGAUCCAGAUGGCGAGGCCAGCAAGGCCAAGAAACGGCACCGGUCGGAGCGCAGCUCCAGAUUGCCCGAGGCGUCUGCCGAGCUGGACAGUCACCUGGUCGACUGGGCCCCCGGCGCCAGGAAGCAGGAGGAGGGCGUCUCGAGGCGGCGCGCGAGGUUGGCGGGGAAAAUCGAGGAGACCAUCUUGGAUCACCGCGCCAUCGUAGAGGGUGACCGCUGGCAGUGCAGUGGACGAGGCAGAGGAAGAGAGGUCGCGUGGCGUCGGCUGAUGUCGACCUCCGGGCUGAGAACAAUGGAGAGGAAACGCGUAGCGGACAGGGCCACCCGCAUCGCCCAAGGCCUGGAGAGCGAGGGCCUGCUGUUGCAUUUCGGCGAUGAGGGCUGCGCGACGGCCUGGUGCGAUCAGGCGAGGAGCCUCGGGGCCCUCGACAGGAUAGGCGCGGGCCCUGGGCGAGUCGUCGGGGCCUGCGCCUGCUGGGCCGAGAAGGCUUUGGACGAGCAGGCUGGCCUCCGCCAUAUGGUCAAGCCCGAGAGACCCGUCAAGAACGAGCUGCGGGACUCAGCGGCCAACGUCGCGAGGCUGCGCGGCUACCUGCAGAGGGCGCUGGAGGCCGCGAAGCAAGAGGCGCAGGGACCGCUGGGGCAGGCCACGGGCAUCGACGUCCUGGGCUCGCUGGGCGUGGACAGGCGGCCGCUGGAGGCCGCGCAGGAGAUGGCGGACUUGGCCAACGCGUGCGAGGCGGCGGGCUGGUGGCCGAGGCAGCGCACGAUGGUGAUGGCGGGUUCCUUUCCGACGCCCGCGCAGGGCGACCGAGUGCUGGGCGAGGCCCCCAUCUUGCCCGAAGCCUCGAGCAAGGCCCGCGGAAGUGCGGCGGGGACAUGGACCGAGAGCCUCGGCGCCUUCUGCGAGGGCGCCAUCAAGGGAGGUGCGUUUCCCAGCGAUCGCGGUGGCCACGCAGAUCCAGCUCUUCCUGGCCCCAGGCUGCUCACGGGCGGCCACCGCGGGCUCAACUCCGAGCUGUGCCCGACGCGAUCGGCGGUCGCGGGCUCGGCCCAGGGCGCGAGCUCAGCCAUGGUCCACAUUCGCCAGGUGUUGCAGAGGGCCCACGAAGUGGCGCCCACAUGCGGCCUGUGGACCUUCAUGGACGACACCGCGGCGAGGAUGGAUGGCUCCAGGCGACCGGUCGUGGAGGCCGUCAGGUGUGCGAGUCAGUUUUUCGAGCGGGGUUUCGUAGUGGAGAGGGGCCUCGCGAUCUCGGAGAACACCGCGGCCCUGGCCUCGGACGCUGGUCUGGCGGAGGAGCUGUGGAGCGCGCUGACCACGCCAGGCGCGCCAGCCACGAAGGCAAGCAAGGCGGUCGACCUGGGCUGCGACGCGGCGGCGGGCAGGCAGCGGGCGCGCAAGGCCAAGGGCCCCUGGACCAGCGGCGCCCUGCCCCGGGCGGCGCACGGGGCACAGGCCGCGGGGCUAGCGCCGUGGCGGGUGCAGGAGUUGCGCCGCCAGGCCGCGGCCGCGGCGGCUGGGCGCGCGCGGGGCUGCUGCUUCCCCGCGCUAGGGGGCGACCUUGGCGUCGCCAUCCGCCGGGAGGUGCUGGACUCCUGGCUGGCGCUAUGGGGGCGGGCCCCCGAGCUGCGCGCGCGCAUCCAGCUGGGGGCGGGUGGUUGCCGCCGGGAGCCAACGCCGGCGCCGAGUGCGCGGGCCGCUGGGGGCGGCGCAGGAGCCAACAACGCGGAGUGGCACCUCGCGCAGAGCGACAGCGAGGCCUUCGGCAGCUGCAUCGACCACCAGCCGAUCCUGCACAACGCGAGGGCCUCCAGCACCAGCGCUGGGGGCCCCUUCCCUGCGGUUGGCAACGCUUUCACGGACGUGGGGGCGGGCAUCUGGGCGGAGUUGGCGUGGGAGAGAUGCACGAGGCGGCUCGCGGCGAUCUCUGGGAUGCGACUGCGGCCUUGGCGAGACGCCGCGCGCGCUCGGCUCUCCAGUUGUCUCUCGAAGCCGAUGCCGAGCGAGUCGAGCGCGGCGCCAGAGCCCCACGACCGACGGCGAGGCCGCGAGAGCCUGGCCAGGAUUGCCAAGGGGCUCGACCCAACGCGGGAGGGGGCGCUGGCGCCUGGCCCCAGGAACGCGCGCCGGUGCCGCCGCCCGCCCGGGGCGCGGUCGGCGAGCCCGUCGCGGCGUCGCCCAGGCAGCCGGCCUCGCCGCGAACGCCGUCCCCAAGGUCGGUCACGCCGCGGGCCUUCAAGUUCACGCUGUGGGAGGAGAGGCGGCUGGCGAGGUGUUUCCAGGACCCCUCCCGAGUGGAGCUACUACUGCCGCGCCGUGGCCGUGGUCUCACCCUCCAGCGGCGGGCCGCUUGUGACGGAGGCGGACUGGACCCGCACGGAGGAGUUCACCCUGUGCGUGGAGGAGCCGCCCGGGGCGACCCGCGACGCCGCUGGCGCGGAGUUCCUCGCAGGGCUCCUCGAAGCCUGGCGGAGGGUGGCGGCGGAGCACCGGGCGCUGGAGAGCUGUCCCUCUCCGUGCAGGUCAUCAACGGCCAGGUGCUCCGCUCGCUGCGGUCCGGGAUGGCUCGGUGGAGCGACGGUGGCGGCUGCGCGCCGCGCCGAGGAGCGCCGGACGGCGGCACGGGGGCGCCGCGCCAGGCAGGCGCGGCAGAGCCGCGCGCUGCGGCGCUGGGCGGACGGCGCGCGUGGGCGGCUGGAGCUCGGCCGCCGGAACCAGGAAGACCCGCCGCCGCGCCUCCUCCGAGCGCGCGCGGCGCGCCGCGCUGGCGUGGUGGACGGCCUCGUCGCAGGCGCGCGGCGGGCGGCGGCGGCAGCUCCUCGUGAGGGACCUCCAGGCGGACGGGGCCGCCAAGCUGUCCGCCGUGAGGAGGCUGCGCGAGCACGCCGUCUCCUCGCGUGCCUCCGCCGCGCGGGAGCGCGGCGCGCGCGGCCGCCUGCGGCAAGCGGCGCAGCGGAGGGUGCUGCGACAUUGGUGCGCGCUUCGCGAGCGCCAAGGCCGCCAGCAGGAGAGCUGCUGCAGCUGCUGGGCGCGCGGGCGGGGCCGAGGGCGCUUGCGCCAGCGUUCCAGGCCUGGCUGGCGGACGUGCGCCGGGAGCACCGGCGCCAGGCGGCCCUGCAGCGCGCGCGCAUCGUGACGGCGCUGUGCGUAAAGGGCCGCAUCUUCCACAGUUGGUCGGCCGCGGUGUGCGCGCACCGCAGUGCUGCGGGGCGGCUGCGCACUCUGGUGGCCGCCGCGUUCGCCAGCUUCGCGGCCGUUGUCCUCGCCCGCUGGAGACAGGACUGA